Molecule: messenger RNA, 2740 nt
Organism: Musca vetustissima
Lineage: Eukaryota; Metazoa; Arthropoda; Insecta; Diptera; Muscidae
Product: centrosomal protein of 162 kDa-like
Exons: 7
Coding region: 1-2733 (910 amino acids)
Biological process (GO): cilium assembly
Cellular component (GO): centriole; axonemal microtubule; centrosome
Source: RefSeq, a predicted model, not a curated record
AUGGCUGGCCACAAAAAACGACAACAGUCAUACGGCACAGCGUACAACAAAAAUACCACAACAACAACAUCGACAGCAACAACAACAAUGGCUUAUACACAUGCCUCGGUUAUUUUGGCCGCAUUUAAUAACGUCAACAACAACGCAUACAACAACAAAAAACGGCAAUUGCUAGUGCUCCGUCUGUCGAUCGCUAGUUCGUUUGUUCAACAACAACACCACCAACAGCAGCUGUCGUCGCCGUCACCACCGCCGCCACAGAAGAAAAGCAGCAAAUGUGUGUAUUGUUAUAUCGAAGAAAUAACCGAGGCAAUGGAAACAAUUGAAUUAAUUGUCCAUGAUGAAGAUGAAGAAGCCGAGGAAGGUGGCGAUUAUGAUGAUGAUGGUGCGGAUGAACCAGGAGGCCGCCAAUUUGCUGUCAACAUGUCGCCACAGCCACCACCAUUGAAUACCAGGCGGGUAAAUCAAUCCUCGUCUGCCAAUAAUAAUGAUUCCACAUUCUCUUCAAUAUCAUCAAUAAAUUCGGCACGUACGGUUAUGGGACAGCAGCAACAACAACAACUUGGUGGCCAUGGAAUGCAUAUUGAAUAUAGUGGCCACAAUGCUAGACGUCCCAGCUUUGAUAUUAGCAACAGCUCCGCACAAUCGCUGCAAAAACAAACCGCCUCAACACCAAACCUUUUGGCUAGUCCGCUGCAACGUUUGGCAGGACAGAAUGUCGCCAAUACCUCGACCACCACCACAACUAACAACGCCACCAGGGAACGUUGUAAUUCCGGCAGUUAUCUGGGGCGCCGAUCAUCGAUGACUACACCCGAUAGUGGUGUUAGCAGCCAAUCGUUACUGACAGGCCACAGUAGUGCCACACAGCCCCCUCCACACAGGCCACAAGUCAAAUCGAUUGGCAUUGGCACCACAACACGUUCAUAUUGCGACAAAUCUGUCAAUUCAUCACCGGUACGCGUUGUCUCCACCCUGACAUCGCCCAUUGCUGAAACCGUACCGCAACAGCCUACCCUCAGUCGGGAACAUGCUCUCAAAUUGGAAAUAGAACAGCUGCAGGAGCGACUCAAAGACACCGAAGAACGAUUGGAGUCAUUUAGGAUACAACACGACACGGUGUCACAACUACAUCGUAAAUUACGUGAGAGUAAUACCCAAUUGCAGGAAGAAUCGGAAAUGUUGAAACUCGAUGUACAACAUCUCAAUGAAUGUGCCAAUGUAUUGAGGACUGAAUUGCAGGCUGCGCGGCAUGAUCGUGAUGAGGCCUUGGAAUUGCAAAAAGUUCUGCAGACAGAACUGGAAGAGACCAGGGCAGAACGUAAACGGGCCUUGGAACUGAAGGAGAAAGAUGCCAAAACCAUACAAGACUUGCAGAGGCAGUGUCGAGAAAUGGAAAGGAUCCUUAUGCGCAAACACCCGGACUCAGUAUCGGCCUUAAUAGUUGCCGCCAAGGGAGGUGGAAUGUCCAGCAAUGAUCAAGAUCGCAAUAGCCGCAAGCUAUUGGAACAGCGCAUAGCUCAAUUAGAGGCCGAUGCCAAAGAACAAGACUUUAAAGCCCAACAAAUACUUGCCAAUGUUCAGGCCCGUUUCAAUUCGGUGCAGGCCAAAUAUGAGACACACAUUGCCGAUUUGGAAACACAAGUAUUAAGCCUUCAAGAAAUCAAUACAAAACUAAAUGAAAAAAUCGAAUCACAAGUACGCACUCUCGACUAUUUUGUCUCGAAGAAGGCGGAAAAAUUCUACAAUAAUUGUACACAAACCGAAGAACCCUAUGUGCCAGCAGCAGCACCACCUGUGGCACCAACACCGCCUCCCCCGGUAACCGUCAAACCCAAACCAAAAAUAAUACGCAAAACUGCUAGCACUCAAACCCAGCCAACUUCAGCAUGUACCCGUGAUAGUAGUACCAAUACAAUUGGUACGGCAGUGGCACAAGCCCUAUCCGCGAGCUCUAGUACCAGCAGCACCGCCAAUUCCACACCCAAUAAUUCACGACCAAAUUCCAAACAAAGUGGUAUACGAAAACCAAUGGCCACCGCUGCCGGCCAACAUUUAUCCUCAGCUAUUGCUUCAAAAUUACCUGUCUCACAAUCGGAUUCGACAAUUUCUUUAUCGGCUGCCCAGGCAGCUCUCAAUGCCAAAGAAGAUGCUCAUCUAUUGGCCACCAUACGGGGUAUGCGUGUCGAUUUGGCCAUUAAGAAUAAGGCAAUGCAGCGAUUAACCCGCGAAUUGGACGAAUGCAAGAAGACAAUAAAGAAAAUCCAAAAGGAGAAAGAUGCCUUUAAAAAUGAAAAGCAUCAAAGCACUGCCUCCGCUUCCAGCAGUACGUCCAGAUCGAAUAUGGAUUAUAUGCCUGCCACAACCGAAUCUCAAGCUUUAAAAGAAGCCCUUAGUAAAUAUAAACUUUUGGAAGCCGAUUACAAAUCGUUGCAUGAUAAACGUUUACAAGAUUUAAAAACUCUACAAACUGCCCAUGAACGUGAACUAGCGACAUGUCACGAAACUGUGCGUCUAUUGCAGCAACGUCUCAACGAACGUGAUGAACAAUUUGCCAUGCAAAAACGUCGUAAAGUACCCGUUGACUAUUAUGCACUCAAAGCCAAGGUUUCAUCGCUAGAACGGCGACAUACCGAACGUGAGGAACGUCUACAUAUGCUUGUAGAGGCUUUGAGUAAAGGACGUUUAAACGGUGCACUAGAUGACCUACUGACCGACAACAAUAAUCAAUGAAAAAUAA